This is a messenger RNA of Nematocida major, 945 nucleotides long. Its product is annotated as ubiquitin-conjugating enzyme E2 H. The transcript has a single exon. The record is from RefSeq and is a predicted model, not a curated record. Gene Ontology annotation, cellular component: nucleus. Gene Ontology annotation, biological process: protein polyubiquitination; ubiquitin-dependent protein catabolic process. The coding region runs from base 1 to 945 and encodes 314 amino acids. NCBI's taxonomy places the organism in Eukaryota, Fungi, Microsporidia. Gene Ontology annotation, molecular function: ubiquitin conjugating enzyme activity.
AUGCAGGAAAUUGGUCAUUUUAGAAAGUGCAGGAAAGGCUGGAAAAUGAGCCUGCACGCAGAGAGAAGCAAGUAUGUCCAGCUGGCGCCCGUGCAUCUUGUUUUUUCGCUACUCUCUGGGCACUCUUACUCCAGAGGGUUUGCAAGGAUGCUGGAUCCUGGGCACGGACUAGCGGGAGUGCAUCAGCAGUACGCCCGACGGGUAAAGAUGGUGCUGAUACGGUCCCGGGGCUUCACGCUAUUAUUUCGUGUGGGACGGGGAAAGACGGGAUCUCUCCGUCUCUUCUUGCGCUGGGGCAGUGCAGGGCGAAUGGCUUUCUCUUGUGCCACGGGAAGAGUGCUUUCUGGGGUGCGCCUAUUCCGUGAUGCUUUGGUCAAUUUUUUGCAGGCGUCCAAUUGGGGAGAAGCAGCUUCAUUGGUGAUUGCUUGUUUAUUUACAAAGCAAAACCGGCAGAGAAUGCACAGAGUAAGAGCGGAAAUAAACAAACUAUUUAAAAAGAACUAUGCAGUCGAGCAGGAAGAGCACUCAGAGCGCGCAUCUUUUAUCGUUGCAAUUGACGGCCCUGCAGGAACUCCCUUCUCUGGGGGCAGAUACAAAAUACGAAUAUUCCUGCCGAGGGAGUUUCCCUUCAAGUCUCCGUCGAUUGGGUUUGUCACAAAAGUAUUCCACCCAAACAUCGACGAAAACAGCGGAACUGUUUGCCUGGACGUUUUGAACCAAGUUUGGUCUCCCCUCUACGAUGUGCUAAACAUUGUGGAGACGUUUCUCCCGCAGUUGCUGGCGUAUCCAAACCCAGACGAUCCGCUAAACAUUGAGGCUGGGCGCAUGUUCAGGGAAAACAGGAAGGAGUACGAGAAGAAAGUGGCGGAGUAUGUCGGGAUGUAUGCAAAACCCCCCGCCUCAGACCCCGAGGCAGAGACGGACUUAUGCGAAGAAAUUGCAUAA